Messenger RNA from Tetrapisispora phaffii CBS 4417, 2817 nucleotides. It is a transcript of the gene MCM3, whose product is annotated as MCM DNA helicase complex subunit MCM3. Gene Ontology annotation, cellular component: nucleus; MCM complex. Gene Ontology annotation, biological process: DNA strand elongation involved in DNA replication; DNA replication; mitotic DNA replication initiation. NCBI's taxonomy places the organism in Eukaryota, Fungi, Ascomycota, Saccharomycetes, Saccharomycetales, Saccharomycetaceae. Gene Ontology annotation, molecular function: ATP binding; single-stranded DNA helicase activity; single-stranded DNA binding. The transcript has a single exon. The record is from RefSeq and is a predicted model, not a curated record. Bases 1 to 2817 code for a protein of 938 amino acids.
AUGGACGUUGAUACAGAUGCUACUACAUUUACUCCAGAUGCUGCGUUCUCGGAUAGAGUCAGACGGUUCCAGGAAUUUUUAGAUAGUUUUUCUAUCUACAAGGAUCAUAUCAGAUCUAUACAGUCCCAUAAUGCUAACGUGUUGAAUUCUUUGGAUGGGAAAGACUAUUCCGAUGUCGAUUUAGAUCUCGAUUCAGGAGAUAUCGACAAAACUGGUGUCAAAGAAGGUUCACGAGUGAGUGAACCAUUACCUUUGAGAAUCACUAUCUCGUUGGAUGAGUUAAGAGAAUUCGAUAGAAGUUUCUGGUCAGGUAUGCUGAUUGAUCCUUCAAACUUCAUUUUACCGGCUGAAAAGGCCAUCACAGAUUUGGCUUCCUCUAUUGAUGAUCUACCUAAUUUACAGAGCAAUUCCGCUAGCUUGUCAUCUAAGAAAUCCUGGAAAUUGUCAUUCAGAGGUGCCUUUGGUGCUCAUGCUUUAUCUCCACGUUCUUUAAAUUCACUUUUUUUGAAUAAAUUGGUUUCUAUUGAAGGAAUUGUCACCAAGACAUCGCUAGUGAGACCAAAAUUAAUUAGAUCUGUUCAUUUCGCAGAAAAUACAGGUAGGUUCCAUUACAGAGAUUAUACGGAUGCUACCACUACGUUAACUACAAGAGUACCCACUCCAGCAAUCUAUCCGACUGAAGAUUCAGAAGGUAACAAAUUGACUACAGAAUAUGGUUAUUCCACUUUCUUAGAUCACCAACGUAUUACAGUGCAGGAAAUGCCAGAAAUGGCUCCAGCUGGUCAAUUACCAAGAUCAAUAGAUAUCAUAUUAGAUGAUGAUUUGGUAGACACUACAAAACCAGGUGAUAGAGUUAAUAUCAUCGGUGUGUUUAAAUCACUUGGUGCAGGUGGUAUGGAUCAAGAUUCUUCUGCUUUGACUGCGUUCAAAACUUUAAUCAUUGGUAACACUGUGUACCCACUACAUGCCAGAUCCACUGGUGUCGCAGCAAGACAAGCGUUGACUGAUGUUGACAUUAGAAAUAUCAAUAAAGUAUCAAAGAGAAGUGAUAUUUUCGACUUAUUAUCUCAAUCUUUAGCUCCUUCUAUUUAUGGUCACGAUCAUAUCAAACGUGCAGUUUUAUUGAUGUUAAUGGGUGGUAUGGAAAAGAAUUUAGAUAAUGGAUCUCAUUUAAGAGGUGAUAUUAAUAUUCUAAUGGUUGGUGAUCCAUCUACUGCAAAAUCUCAAAUGUUAAGAUUCGUCUUGAACACAGCUUCUUUAGCAAUUGCGACUACUGGUAGGGGUUCCUCUGGUGUAGGUUUAACUGCUGCAGUCACUACUGACAGAGAAACAGGUGAAAGAAGAUUGGAAGCAGGUGCAAUGGUUUUAGCUGAUCGUGGUAUAGUCUGUAUCGAUGAAUUUGACAAGAUGAGUGAUGCCGAUAGAGUGGCAAUUCAUGAAGUCAUGGAACAACAAACCGUUACUAUUGCUAAAGCUGGUAUCCAUACUACCUUGAAUGCUCGUUGUAGUGUUAUUGCUGCUGCUAAUCCUGUUUUUGGUCAAUAUGAUAUCAACAGAGAUCCGCAUCAAAAUAUUGCUUUACCAGAUUCAUUAUUAUCCCGUUUCGAUUUAUUAUUUGUGGUUACUGAUGAUAUUAACGAAAUUAGAGAUAGAUCUAUUAGUGAACAUGUUUUGAGAACUCAUAGAUACCUACCUCCAGGUUAUUUGGAAGGUGAACCAAUUCGUGAAAGAAUUAAUUUAUCGUUAGCUGUUGGUGUAGACGAUGAAGACGAAAAUGACGCUCAGAAUGAAGCCAAUGCUAACGACGAUGACGAAAAUCAAAUUUUUGAAAAAUAUAAUCCAUUAUUACAAGCAGGUGCUAAAUUAGCUAAAAAUAAAGGUAAUCAUAAUGGUACAGAGAUUCCAAAAAUUGUCACCAUUCCUUUCUUAAGAAAAUAUGUUCAAUAUGCAAAGGAACGUAUUCAACCACAACUUACUAAAGAAGCAACAGAUGUCAUUGUUAAGAAUUACGCAGAUUUAAGAAAUGAUGAAAAUUCUAAAAAAUCACCAAUCACUGCAAGAACUUUAGAAACUUUGAUUAGAUUGGCAACAGCGCAUGCAAAAGUUAGAUUAUCUAGAGUUGUAAAUAAACGUGAUGCCUUACUUGCAGUAAAUUUACUAAGAUUUGCUUUAUUAGGUGAAGAUGUUGGUAACGACAUUUUCUAUGAAGAUAGUGAUGCAGAAGAAUCAUUAAUGAAUAGAUCUCCAAAGAAGUCGCCAAGAAAGAAGACCAGAGGAAGUGCUCGUUCAUCCCCAGUUAAAAGUACACCAAGAAAGGGAACAGUAUCGUCCCCUGUCAGCAAUUCAGCGCGCAGAAACUUAGGCAUUGUCGAUAGUGAUUAUGAACAAGACGAACCAAUUAAUAUUGAAGACGAAGAGCAAUUGGAAGAUAGAAUAAGAAGAGGUCUGAGGGUUUCACCAAGACGUAGAGAACAAUUAAGUCAACAAUCUGCAGAAAAUGCUGGGCCAUUGAGCGAUACCCCAAGGCUAUCUAAUAUGUCUAAUUCCACUCACACAACUUCUUUCGAUAUAGAGAAUGUUAGCAACUCUAAAAUUUCAACUGCUAGAUUGUCAUUAUUGUCCGGUAUUACAGCUCGUCUGAUGCAAUCUGGUAUCUUUGAAGAUGAAUCUUAUCCUCUAGAGGGUUUAUUCGGCCUAAUUAAUGAAGAAUUACCUGAUGAAGAGAAAUUCACUGAAGAAGAAUAUAUGGCAGGUUUAAUGAUAAUGGCAGAAAGAAAUAAUUUAAUGCUUGCAGAUAAUAAAGUUUGGAGAGUAUAA